UGUAGUUUUACUGACACAAGUGAUCGUGGCGGUAUGGAGCUGCUACCAAAGGAUUCUAUAUUUGAAUUUAAUACAGAUACACUUGAGUAUUUAAGAAAACAGUAUGACUUAGAUAGGCCGGGAAGGAUUGAGGAAGCUAUCAAUCUGCUGCAUGACUGGAUUCAGAAACAACCUCAUCUUAUGAAAAAAGAUUUCGCGAGAGACUAUUUGGAGAGGACAAUUAUUAUAUGUAAGGGCUCGGUGGAGAGAGCUAAAGUAAAAAUAGAUAAAUUAUGCACAUUUCGAACAUUGUAUCCGGAUUUAUUUGUGACCAGAAGUGUUAAGAAUUUCCAAUCUCUUACUGAUUUACAUGGUGCUUUUCUUCCAAAACUGACAGUGGAUCAUUAUAGAGUCUACAUAUUUAGAAACCGAGCGCAAGUUUUGGAAAAUGGAUUUCAUGAGUUUUACCGGUACUUCUAUAAACAAUGUGAAUACAUUCAAGCCCACGAUUACUGCAAUGGAGUGGUGGUCUGUCUUGAUUAUAAAGAUGCUAAUAUAAUGGAAGUUAUUAAAGCCUUGAAUAUCGUUGACAUGCGACAAGCCUUGGCAGUAAUGAAGGAAGGAUAUGGAAUGAGAAUCAAGGGUUUACACUUUCUAACAGAAUCGAAAGCGUUGGAUAUUGUAAUAUCUAUAUUCAAACAAGUGUUCAGCGCAAAGGUCAUGGAACGUAUGGUAAUACAUAAGAAAAUAGAUACAGUGUAUGACUAUGUACCUAAAGAUAUUUUGCCAGAGGAUUACGGUGGCAAAGAAAAAUCCCUAUACGAGCUACACCAAAAAUAUAUAAACAUACUUAGUUCUGAGGAUUUUACUAAUUAUACAAAUGAAAUGAACAAGGCGUGCACGAACGAGAAGUUGAGACUGGGUGACAAUGAUUACGGCUUGGGUAUCGCGGGAACGUUUAGAACAUUAAACGUUGAUUGAUAACAACUUUUUUUAUAAUUAUUUUAUUUUAGUCUUGUCUUUGGUAUGUAACUAAAUGGUAAUUCGUUUAUUAAUAAAUAUGUUUCUUUAGGCACUGUUUCA
Molecule: messenger RNA, 1062 nt
Organism: Nymphalis io (European peacock)
Lineage: Eukaryota; Metazoa; Arthropoda; Insecta; Lepidoptera; Nymphalidae
Exons: 6
Coding region: 34-960 (308 amino acids)
Cellular component (GO): membrane
Molecular function (GO): phosphatidylinositol bisphosphate binding
Source: RefSeq, a predicted model, not a curated record